AUGAGUUCAACUUCAAUAGCACAUGACCUUAAUUCAUUUUCUUACGCACAAAUUGCUGUCACCGUCGCUGUCUUGUAUGAUCACGCAUUGACCUUCGGUCGCGAAAUAGACUAUAUAUGGCGGAGGCCACCUUCAUUAGUGACCGCCUUAUAUCUAUCAGACCGCUACUUGGGCGAUGCCGUUGUGAUCAUUGGUGCAUAUAUGUGUUUCACUGGGGAUGCAUCAACACAACAGUACGAUCCAUCACGCGCUUUAUUCGUACUUCUCGCUGAUAGUACUGGUUUCACGCAUUUUUCAGAUGCAAGUUUUCGGCUUUUCCAGGUUCGAGCGUGGGGUACUCUUCUGUGUUCAUGGCUUACUCAGUGCAUCAUGCAACUCCGAAUAUAUGCUAUGUACCAGCGGACUAGGCGGAUACUCGUGAUAUUAGUCUUUGCUUUUUUCAGCGAGGUCCUUGCUGUCGUUGUAAUCAUCUGGAGAACUAUUGGUCCUGCAAGCAAAUUGGUUGUCACCAACGAGCCUUUUUCUGGAAAGCACUUGUGCUCCUUCUCCGGGAUCAGCACAAGCUUCGUCUAUUUAUUCAUACCCGUCUUUUGCUUCGAGACGUUACUCCUCUUCUUGGCUAUCAGAGUUUCUCUCAAUAAUACGAGAGAGAGGAAGGCUACCCCUGGUACCUCCAGCUUGCGCGUAAAUUCAUUCAUGAGCAUACUCGUACGAGACAGCAUUUUGUAUUUCUUCAUAAACCUGGCGAUGUGCGCUAUCGUCAUGGCCCUGUGGCGGAAUCUCGCUGCAUUGCACGCAAAUAUAUCUAUCCCGUUCAUCAUGCUUCUUGAGACCAUGAUCGGCACCCGCAUGGUAAUCAACUUCAAGGAACACUGUUCUCGCCGGUUGAGCUCGGAACCGAUCAUGAUCACUGGGUCAAUACGCUUCGCAGGAGCCAGUGAAGAGACUGCACGCCUAGAUACGAUCCAUGACCAGUCGAACGAAGGUGACGAGGAGAUGCGGCCUGUCAAGGGUGAUGAAGAGAGUGCUGAGGUCGUCACUUAUGAGGAGUUAUAA
Messenger RNA from Suillus subaureus, 1056 nucleotides. RefSeq lists its product as uncharacterized. The record is from RefSeq and is a predicted model, not a curated record. Bases 1 to 1056 code for a protein of 351 amino acids. The transcript is spliced from 14 exons. Lineage: Eukaryota; Fungi; Basidiomycota; Agaricomycetes; Boletales; Suillaceae.